UCUUAAUAAUGACAUCGAUCAUAAAAUAUUUUGAUCUGUUUAGAAGCUUUCAUAUAUCCAUAAUUCUUUUGCUGAGCGGAAAUUUGAAUAUUAUUAACAAAUAAUGGCAAAGUAAGGGGAAGUUGGAGGUUGUUGUUACUAAUCGACUGACAUGUAGUUGAGCUUAGACCUUAGAGGGUAGCUUGAUUCUCCUGAGGCUUUUCGUUUGAAUACUUAAUUAUAUUUAGCAUAAAGAAAGUGGAGGAUUGGAUUCAAAAUAAGCUGGUAGAAUUAAUGGUUUAGUUAGGCAACUCGUAUUGUUGGAUGAUAGAAUUUGUAUAAUUGUUUUGUUGUUCUUGACAGUUUAUGGUGCAGCUUACUUGGAUAGAUAAAAAGACAGAGCUGAUCAUGAGUGAGAAGGAGGAUCACUCUGUUUCUCAAAAGAACAAAAUGAAGAUGCCAGAAAGACAUAAGCAUAUUCCAAGUAGAGAUGUCGUGCCUGGGAGUGAUCUUUGGACAGAUGGGCUUAUUUGUGCUUUUGAAUUUAUUCGAGGCCAUAAGAAACCAAUGAACUCAAAAUACAGUUCAAGGGUCCAAAGCAAACGAUUAGAUGACGAAUCUUUAAAGGUGCAAAUGCCAGCCAAUGGACUAACUGAGGGUUCUUCUCCACGACUGGAUGGACAGAAACUAAUGAAGUCCUCUUCCAGUUAUGAAUUAAGGGAUAAUGUGGCUGCUUCUUUUGACGAAUACAGAGAUGGCCCGAACCUCCAAUCAGGCCAGUUUCAUGCUAUGGAAAGAUUUGAUGGAAGUUGUUGGGUACCUAUUGGUUGGGAAAGAAUAUCAGAACUUGUCAAAAAUGUGCAAGUCAAUGCAGGAUGGGCUUCACAGCAGUUUGAGUUGAUGGAUAACGAAGACGAUUUAACUGUUGCAGAGUUAGCAGCUCCCUAUUGGGAGCGCCCAGCAGGGCCAAUAUGGUGGUGCCAUUUGGCUGCUGGUCACCCCCAUGUUGUGGCUUGGCUCAACAAUGCUCAAUGGUUACAUCCUGCCGUCAGUCUAGCUUUGAGAGAUGAAAGCAGACUGAUAAGUGAGCGGAUGAAGCACCUUCUAUAUGAGGUCCCGGUUAGGGUGGCUGGAGGGCUGUUAUUUGAGCUAUUGGGACAAUCAGCUGGAGAUCCAUUUGUUGAGGAAGAUGACAUCCCUAUUGUACUCCGGUCAUGGCAAGCACAAAAUUUCCUCCUAACUGUACUGCACAUAAAAGGGACUGUAUCUAGCGUAAAUGUUCUGGGAAUAACAGAAGUUCAGGAGCUUCUUGCUGCUGGAGGUCAUAAUGUGCCUAGAACAGUGCAUGAAGUCAUAGCAUAUCUAGCUUGCCGCCUUACACGGUGGGAUGACAGGUUGUUCCGUAAAUCCAUCUUUGGUGCAGCAGAUGAGAUUGAAUUGAAGUUUAUGAACAGUUUUCUUGCGAAUAGGAGAAACCAGGAGGAUUUGAAUCUUUUUGGAGUAAUUUUGAACCAAGAAAUCAGAAGAUUGUCAAGGCAGGUUAUCAGAGUGAAAUGGUCACUCCACGCAAGAGAGGAGAUUGUUUUUGAGCUUCUACAACAUUUGAGGGGGAAUGCAACAAGAACCCUGCUGGACGGAAUAAGAAAGAGCACAAGGGAAAUGAUUGAGGAGCAAGAAGCAGUCCGUGGCCGUUUGUUUACGAUUCAAGAUGUUAUGCAAAGCACUGUUCGUGCAUGGUUGCAGGACAGAAGCCUUAGAGUAACUCAUAAUUUGGCUGUUUUUGGGGGUUGCGGCCUUGUUCUUACCAUCAUCACUGGGCUGUUUGGUAUCAAUGUUGAUGGGAUCCCUGGAGCACAGAAUACACCAUAUGCAUUUGGUUUGUUUACAGCCAUCCUUACCUUCAUAGGAAUUGUGCUGAUUGUGAUCGGCUUGCUUUAUCUUGGAUUAAAAAAACCCGUGAGUGAAGAGAAGGUGCAAGUUAGGAUUCUAGAGCUACAAGAGUUGGUCAAAAUGUUCCAACAUGAGGCAGAAGCUCACGCCCAGGUUCGUAAAAGUACUAAUCGAAAUAACUUGACUCCAACCGCUGGAGAUGCAUUCCUUAAUGAUGCAGAUUAUGUGCUCAUCCCAUAAGACAAAACGACCUCUCAAGCUAUAUAAUGUGUACCACUUGUUAGCAUCUGAAUUGCAGUCCAAGGGGAUAAAUUUUGUAGCACAGAUGUAUGAUUAAAUCCACUAAGUAAUUAUUUUCAUAUGCUUUA
Messenger RNA from Theobroma cacao (cacao), 2237 nucleotides. RefSeq lists its product as uncharacterized. Gene Ontology annotation, molecular function: metal ion transmembrane transporter activity. The record is from RefSeq and is a predicted model, not a curated record. Gene Ontology annotation, cellular component: membrane. NCBI's taxonomy places the organism in Eukaryota, Viridiplantae, Streptophyta, Magnoliopsida, Malvales, Malvaceae. Gene Ontology annotation, biological process: transmembrane transport; metal ion transport.